AUCUGUCUUCCGAAACACAGGUUAGGCUUUCGCUCGGUCUCUACAGUACAAACGACAGCAACAUGGCUCGGAUUUGGUUCACAGCCUUCACUGCUGGUCUGCUGCUGGAGACGUGCAGCCUGGCAGCUCAAAUCACGCAGGAAAAUCCAGGUUCAGUGUUUGUGUCCCAGCAGUCAGCCCACACAGUUCUGCAUCGUCAGCGCAGGCACAACAGCGGUCAUCUUGAAGAAAUACUUCACAAAGACAACCUGGAACGAGAGUGUAAAGAGGAAGUUUGCACCAUGGAGGAAGCCAGGGAGGUGUUUGAGAACGAUGAGAAAACUAUGGAAUUCUGGACCACCUACAUUGAUGGUGACCAGUGUCAGCCAUCCCCCUGUCAGAACGGAGGUGUUUGUCAAGACAAAAUGAGUGCAUACGUUUGUUGGUGCCAACCAAACUUUAGUGGGAAGGACUGUGAGAUCGAGGUGACCCAGCAGUGUUCAGUCAACAAUGGCGGAUGCUCUCAUUUCUGUGUGAUGCAGUCAGACCGAGCCCUGUGCCGCUGUGCAGCUGGUUACAAACUUGGCCCGAACAAGAGAAGCUGUGAACCUGCAAAACAAUUCAGCUGUGGUCAUGUGAACACCUCCACCACCGGCUCAGUCCUAAAUGUACGAUCAGCAAGCAAGACACAAGUCUCUGGGACAAACUACACUUCCAACACAACCCUGCAGGAUGACUAUGAUGACAUCAUUUUUCCAGAGAUGUAUGAUGAUUAUGAGAUUUCAAAGAAUGAGUCCGAUCUGUUCAACAUGUCUGCAGCAGAACCUCUGUCAGUACAGUCCACUGUAGCGCCGACUGAGGCUUCUGACAUUACUCAAGCCCCCGUGGAGAAAGGGCGCCUGCCUUUUUGGGCUUUUUUCCCCACUCUUCCCACCGUCGUUGAACAAAUCAACUCUGACCAGAGGAUUGUGGGAGGUGACACAGCCAUUUCUGGAGAGAUACCUUGGCAGGUUGCGUUGAUGACUCUGUCAGAAACCCAAAGAGCACGCCCGUUCUGUGGAGGAUCACUGCUCAGUGAGCUCUGGGUAAUCACGGCUGCUCAUUGUCUGGUGCAGGCCAAAACUGCUCAGAAACAUUUCUUUGUCCGAGUGGGUGAACAUGACGUGGAGCAGGAUGAAGCACAAGAGCAAGACUAUGCUGUGGCAGAGCAGCACAUCCACCCCAAGUAUAAUGAAAAGCUCUCCUUGUACAAUCAUGACAUUGCACUGUUGAAGCUUGUAUCUCCUGUGGAUCUGAACAACCAGCGGCGUCCCAUCUGUCUGGGCCCCAAAGACUUCACAGAGACUUUACUGAGGGAGUCCAGCAGCUCCCUGGUGAGUGGCUGGGGACGGCAGAAAUUCCAAGGCCCAGAGGCCAGCAAGUUGCAGAAGCUGGAGCUCCCCUACAUAGACCGGACCAAGUGUAAAUUAAGUAGCCGAUACCAUAUUACACGGUUUAUGUUCUGUGCGGGCUAUGAAACUGCACAGAAGGAUUCUUGCCAGGGGGACAGCGGCGGGCCCCACGCCACUAAUUACAAAGGCACCUGGUUCCUGACAGGCAUCGUUAGCUGGGGGGAGGAGUGUGCCAAAGAUGGGAAGUAUGGCAUCUAUACCCGUGUGUCCCGAUACUAUGACUGGAUCAGUCAGAAAACAGGGCUUCAAAUUACUGACUGACAACUGCAAAACUGAGCAUUUGUCUCAUUCAUUCAGAGUUCAAGACACUUUGUUUUGGGAUGAUUUAUAGCGAAAAGAAAUGAGACUUAUAUUUUAUAUUUUGGCUAUCCAAUAAAAUUCAAUUAAAAUGUUUGAGCUUGUACAGAUAUUGACUUGAAGCUGGAGAAAAAUUAAAAUCUUGAUUUUCUUUGAGAAACAUUUCAACUGAGAAGUUCAUUUCAAAAUAUUUAACUCAUG
Molecule: messenger RNA, 1928 nt
Organism: Thalassophryne amazonica
Lineage: Eukaryota; Metazoa; Chordata; Actinopteri; Batrachoidiformes; Batrachoididae
Gene: f9b
Product: coagulation factor IXb
Exons: 8
Coding region: 63-1691 (542 amino acids)
Biological process (GO): blood coagulation; proteolysis
Cellular component (GO): extracellular region
Molecular function (GO): calcium ion binding; serine-type endopeptidase activity
Source: RefSeq, a predicted model, not a curated record